UGUCUCAUUGAAACGUCUAUUGAUACAUAAUAGGUGGAUACAUAUCAUAAUCAUGUCUUUAAGAACGGCAAAACAUUUUAUAAAUCAAGUCUAAUCAUAGAUUUAAAUUGAACCAAUGGUUACGCAAACAUCGAAUUCUCUCAAAAAUCUUACAACACCCUAUAAUAUGGUUUUAAACGUUUGUUAUAUCAUCAGUGGGUCGGUAAUGUAUGGCACCUAGCUAAUGUGUCGGUACAUUCAACAUUAAUUUGUUAUCAAAGCCUAAGUCGAAAAUAAACUGACAAAGAAAUGGAUCAAAACAGAAAUUAAACAAUGUGCAACACGAAUCCCACAAAAGGCCAAGAUUGAUAUCCCGUGCUCUUAAAGGGCUUGUAAUUGUUGAAUUCAAGGAGGAAUUGAGAUUUAUUGGUAACAGAUAGAUUUACAAGAUGCCAAAAGCAAUAAUUCAUACCAACCUGAAAGAUAAAGAUGUUCCAGAGGGGUUUGAACUCCGAGUCACACAAAAGAUGGGAGAGGUGUUUGAAUUUCCUAUUGAGGUAAUCUAUGUAACUUUGACAACUGGAGAUCGUAUAAGUCAUAAUGGUAGCAGUGACCCUAUGGUAUUCGUUGACAUGGUAACAGUGAAUAAGUUCAGUGACGAGACAAAUCCUGGUUACUCCCGCCAGUUUAUGAAGUUCUUCAGUGAUGAGCUGAAACUUCCUCUACACAGGGUUUUAAUUCAGUACCACGAUUCACAAAUGGGAGACUUUGGAUGUAAGAGACAACCUCCAGAGUACAAAGAUGACAGAUAUUUUCUUGACAACUCUAAAUAACAACUUUUUAUUUCAAAUUUCUCUUACGAUUAAAGAGUUAUAAAAAAAGUUAAAGCAGGUCGUAGAUACAGCCACCUAAUAACAUUCUAAAAU
Molecule: messenger RNA, 905 nt
Organism: Mytilus trossulus (common blue mussel)
Lineage: Eukaryota; Metazoa; Mollusca; Bivalvia; Mytilida; Mytilidae
Product: macrophage migration inhibitory factor-like
Exons: 4
Coding region: 429-812 (127 amino acids)
Molecular function (GO): phenylpyruvate tautomerase activity
Source: RefSeq, a predicted model, not a curated record